UCUGUGUCGGCGUACGACCAUUAGACUAAGUCUUAGAUCUAGAGUCUAGAGACUAAUAGCUCGACUAGUAAACCUCUAGGCUCGCAUGACAUUGACAGUUUCAAGAACCUCAACUAAACCCACUAGUAGUUUAGCACAUAAAAAAUGUAUAGGCCUAUUUCAACUUCAUUUAAAAUUUAAUAAGCCUAAAUUAAAUAAACGGUCUGCUAUUUGUUUUAAUAUUAAAUAAAUUAAGGUUAAGAGGCCUAAUGCCCUAACUGAGCUAAACUGCAGUCACUAUAAAGCUAUUAAAAAUAAAUAGGCCCUAAGCAGCAAAUAAACAUGAAGAGCUUAGGCCUAAUGCUGAAUUUCAAGAAAAUGAGAGGGUCACACAUGCUCAAUACGUGGCACUCCUACGUAAAAUGGAGGCUUCUACACACCAGUAGUCAAGCACUGACAACAAACGAGCAUGAAGUUAUGUCAAAGAUUCGGAAUAUCGGAAUCAUGGCACAUAUUGAUGCUGGUAAAACCACGACAACAGAAAGGAUGUUGUACUAUUCUGGAUAUUCAAAUCACCUUGGUGACGUUGAUCAUGGAGAUACUGUGAUGGACUAUAUGGAGCAAGAAAGAGACAGAGGAAUCACGAUAACCUCUGCUGCCAUCACUUUUAAUUGGAAAGGAAACAAAAUUAAUCUCAUUGAUACACCAGGUCAUGUUGAUUUUACUGUGGAGGUGGAGAGAUCUUUACGAGUUCUUGAUGGAGCAGUGGCUAUUUUAGAUGCCUCAGCUGGGGUGGAGGCGCAAACGCUAACAGUUUGGCGUCAGGCAGACAGGUACCAGAUCCCUCGGCUGGUGUACCUGAACAAGAUGGACAAGCCCAGGGCGUCUCUCAGUAUCUGCAUUGAUUCACUGAGGAACAAGCUCCACGUUGACCCCCUCCUGUUGAACUUACCCAUCGGCUCUGGGAAACAAUUUGUUGGUGUUUAUGAUUUGAUAAACAUGGAGUCGCUGACGUGGAAUGAUAGCAAGUCCCAUGAUGGCAGCUCGUUUGAGACGCAGAAGAUAAAAUUGGACGGUAGUAAUAAAGAUGAAGCAGCCAUUCUGAAAGCGAGGGCCGAUUUGAUAGGUAAACUGGCGGAUAUUGACGAGGCGGUGGCGGAUCUUGUUUUGUGUGACACUCAGCUUGACCAGAUCCCUACUCAAGUGCUGGUCAAUGCUGUUAAAACUGCGACGUUGAAUCGUAAAAUCAUCCCGAUCUUCUGCGGGAGCUCGUUGAAAAAUAAAGGUGUGCAGCCGUUACUAGACGCUAUCAACUAUUUUUUACCCAGCCCUAUGGAGGUGAAUUAUGGGUUUUCUAAAUACUAUGGCAGUCACUUGUGUGCGUUAGCUUUCAAAGUGAUUCACCAUAAACAGAGAGGACCUCUUACGUUUGUGAGAAUAUAUUCAGGGAUGUUGAAGUCUGGGGCUCAUGUGUUUAACAUCAACCGGGCCUUGACAGAGAAAACCACGAAGUUGCUGCAGGUUUAUGCUGAUGAAUACCAUGACUUGUCCACUGCUGUAGCUGGCAAUAUUGUGGCAGUAGCAGGGUUAAAACAGACAUACACAGGUGACACCAUCACAGCAAGCAACAAGACAGCUGAAGAGGCCGCCAGGGUGUACAUUCAUGAGAUGGGACAAAAUAAACCAGAAAGUAAAAUCAAGGACCUAAAAAAAGCUGAAUCCGCAGAAGAAGCAGAGGAAGAGGAUUCACUGACCAGUGACAUGGUGCCAAUCCUGGCUGGACUCUCAGUGCCUGACCCUGUGUUCUUCUGUUCUGUGGAACCCUCUUCUUUGUCCGUCCAGAAAAACUUGGACAUGGCGCUAGAACAGCUUCAGAAGGAAGACCCUAGUUUAAAAGUGGAAAUAAGCGCUGAGACUGGUCAAACAAUUUUAUCUGGCAUGGGUGAGCUCCACUUGGACAUUAUCAAAUCUCGGCUGGAGAAGGAAUAUGGGCUGGAUGUUGAUCUAGGGCCAUUACAAAUAGCAUACAGGGAGACUAUUCUAACUGAUGCAGAGGUAACUCAAGUUUUGGACAAGGAUUUGGGUGGGCGCCAUCAGUUUGCACACAUCAAAUUGUCGUUACACCCUGACGUUGAAAACCGUGAAUUCAAGCAUGUGAUCCUGGAGAAAUCUGUUGACCACCCUCUUAACAUUAAACACAAGGUUCUCAAGGCCAUUGAGCUGGGGGUCAGGUCAGGACUUUCUCAUGGCAGCCUCCUGAAGUUUCCCGUCAUCCACACCAGUGUCCACCUGCAUGAGUUCAACAGCCACUACCACACUACCCUCCCCAUGGUCACAGCCUGCGCUGCCAUGGCUGUCCAGAAGGCUCUCAAAUCUGCUGACUCGGUCCUUCUGGAGCCCAUGAUGGCUAUGGAGGUGACCACAGACAGUGAGAAACUGGACGUCGUCUUAUCAGACUUGGGACGCAGGCGCAGCCACAUCCUGAACGUGGAGACCAGACUGGACACUAAGGUUGUCACAGUCGUCACCCCACUGCAGGAGCUGUUGGGGUACUCUACGGCUCUCAGGAGUAUCACCUCUGGCACUGCCAGCUGCACUAUAGAGUUGUCGCACUACGAGAAGAUGAGCGAGGAGGAGGCGCAGAAAGUUACGGAGAGGAUGGUCGGAUUUCACCCAUCAACCAUGUGCUGAUGGUCGGGUUCCACCCAUCAACAAUGUGUUGAAGGUUUAACAGAAAGGUUGGAUUCAUGCUGCUACAAUGUGUUGAAGGUUUUAACAGUUUAUUGUUAUUUCUAGACCAUGGGUGAAAGCAAGGGUUCCCAGUCUAUGGGUCAUGACCCCCAGGGGACUGAAGGGUUUUCUAGGGGUUACCAACUUGUUGUCUAAACCAAAAAAAAAUGUUUUUUAAUGUAUGGGGAUAAAUUAUCAUCAAGGGUCACUUGCCUUUUAUUAUAGAGGUCAGCAUUCAAAGACAUGUAGGAACCUUUGAGCUUUAUGUUUAAGAGAAAGAGGGGUUACAAUUACUAUCUGUGCUGAAGGGUAUAAUUCUAAGUGAAUUCCAAGUUGUGUUACCUGGAGAUAAAGGAUUAUUUGUUACUGUAAAAUCCAUUAUAGAGUUAUUUCUUGUGAAUAAUGUAAAACAGUCUCUUCAGCUUAUUUGGCGAGUUUGUACGCAACAUAAGAAAAGUUAGUAUUCUUUUGUGAGUGUGUAGCUUCUGUAUGGUUGGGAUAUGCAAAUAUUUUGUUAUCCUAUUGUUAUAGUUUUUAUGUCAGCAUAUUUGGCAAGGUUGUAGACUGUAAGAAAAAUUAGCAAUCUUAUAUGCGUGUGUAGUUUCUGUAUGGUUGGAAUAUGCAAAUUUCAUGUUAUUCUAUUGUUAUAGGUUUUUUAAAAAUGGUUAGUAUGAUAACAAAUUUGUACAUAGUUUAUUUCAAAGAAUAAAAUUUAUUUUUCUUGUAAAA
Molecule: messenger RNA, 3438 nt
Organism: Physella acuta
Lineage: Eukaryota; Metazoa; Mollusca; Gastropoda; Physidae
Product: ribosome-releasing factor 2, mitochondrial-like
Biological process (GO): mitochondrial translation; ribosome disassembly
Cellular component (GO): mitochondrion
Molecular function (GO): GTPase activity; GTP binding
Source: RefSeq, a predicted model, not a curated record